Messenger RNA from Athene cunicularia (burrowing owl), 2900 nucleotides. It is a transcript of the gene VSIG10L2, whose product is annotated as V-set and immunoglobulin domain containing 10 like 2. Gene Ontology annotation, cellular component: cell-cell junction. Gene Ontology annotation, molecular function: cell adhesion molecule binding. Gene Ontology annotation, biological process: cell-cell adhesion. The record is from RefSeq and is a predicted model, not a curated record. Lineage: Eukaryota; Metazoa; Chordata; Aves; Strigiformes; Strigidae. Bases 1 to 2283 code for a protein of 760 amino acids. The transcript has 13 exons.
AUGAGAUGGCAGCAGGCAGCCGCCACCAUCCCCAAUCCCACCGGGGCCCAAACGAGGGACACGUUUGUCCCCAAAAGAUUUUCCCAGCACUGGCGCCGAUCUCUGACAAAACGGAAUGAUUUAUCCCCGAAGGCGUUGGGAGCCUCCCGCUCGGUAUUAACGGUGUCGGGUUUGGGCCGGUUCCUCUGCCAAGGGCUCUUCCCCGAGCGAGGGCGGCUCCACGUCGGCUACGCCGCUGUCCUCCUGCGAGUCCUGGUGCCUGUCUCCAAGCCCUUUGUGCGGCCGACGGCGGCGGCGGUGGCCGAGGGGGCUACAGUGGCCCUGACCUGCGCCGUGCGGGAGGGGACGGAGCCGCGGAGCUUCUCCUGGCAGCACCAGCAGCCCCGGGGGGGUCCCUCAGUGUCCCCCGAGCGGCUGGGGGGGACCGGGGCAGAGCUGCACCUGACGCCCGCCAACCGUAGCCACACUGGCUGGUACAUCUGUACCGUGGGCAACGAGGUCAACAACCGCACCAGCGAGCCUGUCUACCUGGACAUUGUCUACGGCCCUGACCAGCCGGCCAUCAGCGUGGAGCCCUUCUCCCCUGAAGCUGGGAGCUUCUCAGCGGGCGAGCGGGAGGACGUGGUGCUGACCUGCCUGGCUCCCUCCAACCCCCCCAGCCGCUACGUCUGGCUGCACAAUGGGUCCCAGGUCCACACCGGCCCCACCUAUGUCCUGGCCGCCAUCGCCCGCGCCCAGGCGGGCACCUACACCUGCCUGGCCGAGAACCCCCACCUCCAGACCCGCACCCAGGCCACCAUCGUCCUCACUGUCUACUAUCCACCGGCCGGGAGCCCCAGCUGCUCUGCUGUGGCCACCGGUGAUCUGCGGGACGUGGCCCUGCAGUGCCGUUGGCCCGGGGGUUUCCCCCCAGUGCAGCUGCGCUGGGUGGGCCCCCAGGAGGAGGAGGAGGAAGAGGGGGUGAUGGGCGCCAGUUUUUCUGUGACUACCAGCAUCCAGCCAGGGGCAACCACCAGGAAUGGCAGCUCCUUCUCCUGCCUGGCCUCCCACCCCGCGCUGCCGCAAGGGGCCGUGUGUGGGACCACCCUGUGGGUCCCAGCCGGUGGCCCCUCCUGCGUGGCGGCGGCCACCAAAGGCGACGAGUACGUGAUGCUGCGGUGCCGGUGGGCGGGGGGGACGCCGCCAGUGACCCUGCGCUGGUGGGACAGUGGGGGCCGGCCCUUGGGUGACCCCGCACCUUUUGCUGCCAUCUUGGUGCUGAGUGCCAAUGGCACGUUGGGGGGCCGGGAUUUCAUCUGCGCUGCCAACCACCCGCUACAGGCCGCUGGCACCGAGUGCCGCCUGCGGCUGGAGGUCCCCAAGCUGGAGGCAGAGAGGAGCGAGGUGGCAGUGCUGGAGGGCGGCGAGGCGCGGCUGGCGUGUCGGCGGCACAGCCACGGGGCCAAUCUUGGUGCUACCGUGGUUUGGUACGACCCCGAGGACCGGGAGGUGACACCGGGGUUGGCCAAAUACCGGUUAGAACGGGGAGAAGAGUGGGUCAACCUCAGCGUCCGUGAUGCCGAGUGGCCGCGGGACAACGGGAUCUACCGCUGCACGGCGGCCAACGCCGUGGGCACCACCAGCCUCCCCGUCCACCUCCGCGUGGACCGGUACCCAGCCCCCCCUAACGUCACCAUCAGCAAGCUGCGGUACACACGGGCGCGCACCGAGGUGCGGCUGGAAUGGCGGACGCAGGGCAGUGGCAACCUCACCGGCUUCGUGGUGCAGCGGCGCCAAGCCAAGAAACCUUCCCGGCGGGUGCCCGGCCCCUGGGAAACAGCCGCUGGCGACAUCGAGCCCCACUCGCGCGACCGGCGCUUGGGGGGGCUGGACCCGGCCGUAAUCUACGCUUUCCGCGUGCUGGCUGUCAACCACCGGACGGCCGGGCACCCCUCCGAGGUGCAGACGCCAGCCGAGCCUCCCUUCGAGGCCUACCCAGCAGUGACGGCGGCAGCGGUGGUGGGGAUGCUGGUGGCCACCGCUGCAUCUCUCCUGGCCGUGCACUGCAUCGCCCGCCACCGCGACACCCUCCCACGGCUGCACGACCUGCUCUUCCGCAUGGCUGCUCCCGGUGCCCAGGAGCCCAUCGGCACACCAGAGGACGCCGAGACGACCGGGGAGGAGGGAGCAGCACCAGGAGAGGCGGCUGCCCCUGGCCCAGCAGCAGAACCACUCUCAGCACCGCCGGACACCACCGAGGAGCGACCGGUUACCGUCACAGUCACCACACCAGUGACACCGUGACCACGGCGGCUGCUCCUCCUUACUUCCCUUUCCUCUCCCCAUCGCACGUCCCUUUGCGUUAAUAAAGGCAGGAAGGGGGAUGGCUGAAGUCAAAACUCAGCUGAUGGAAAAAUAUCUGUGAUCCAGACCUGACACAAAACUUUGGGGCUGGUAGCAAAGGCGUUUUGCUUCUUCAUAUUUAAAAAGGUGUUCGGGGAAAUAGAUGAUUUAGAUGAUUUUUCCUGGGCUUGGGGAAGGGAAAGCUUUCUAACCCCAAAAAGCACAAGGGAGGGGUGAAAUUGUGAUAAGAGUCCAGGCAGCAAGAAAGGGAGGAGGCUUGGCCUUAAAGCUCAGGCUAAGGCUUUACCCAUGGCUACAAAAAGCAGCACAGCCUCAGUGUGGGUAAAAGUGGGUGACUGAGUGAAAACCUCUCCAGGUUAGUCACAAGCCUUCAGCUACUUCUGGUGCUAAAAUAGAGAUUUAGACUAAAAUAAGGAUUUUUGCACCCUGGGAAAGAAGUUCCCCCUGACUGGCAAGGGGAAACUUAAACCCCCUUUUUAAAAAAGGGAAAAAAGAAAGACCCAGGGAACUAGACGCCAGUCAGUCUCAUCUCUGUGCCUGGAAGGAACAUGGGGAGG